This is a messenger RNA of Coccidioides immitis RS, 1518 nucleotides long. RefSeq lists its product as uncharacterized. The transcript has a single exon. NCBI's taxonomy places the organism in Eukaryota, Fungi, Ascomycota, Eurotiomycetes, Onygenales, Onygenaceae. The record is from RefSeq and is a predicted model, not a curated record. Bases 1 to 1518 code for a protein of 505 amino acids.
AUGGCUACGUGGAGUGAAAAUGUUGGCGAUCUAGCUGCCAAAUCUUCCGCGAGACCAACGCCUACGGAACCGCCACGAGCUCUCCUUAGCGGCCCAACGACUGAGUCAACAAUCAUGCCUAUCGACCCUUCUGACGAUUUGUCGUGCCUGCGGCCUUCCCUCGAAACGAAACACCCAUUCAAAGAGAACUCCAUAGGUGAACCUGAACUCUCGAGGCCAGCGUUGGUGACAAGACAGUCUCCCAGACAGCUUCAAUACCCCAGGUCUGAACAACGUACAUCGUCACUCCAACCCACACAUCGACGAGCGAGGACAGAUCUAUUUUUGCCUAAUAGACAUAGCAUCGCUUCGACAUAUGCAUUGGAGGAUGUUGUGCUUAGUACGGAUCAAGAAACGCCCAAGUUGAAAUCAGGCAACGGAAACGGACUGUUUGGUGGGUUAUUUCAAGGGGAAUCGACACCUAUUAGGCUUGGAAUAGUUCCCUCGCCUACUACAGAACAAGAUCAGCGAUCUCGCGGAUCCUCUCCGACACUUCAUAGCCACUCUUCGUCUCCGAAUAAGAAGAUGAACGUGCCAUCCCCGUUAAAGAACAUCACAUAUUCGAGCCCGUUUUCAUUUUUUGGCGCGAAGCAACAGAAGGAACAAUUGCCCAAGAUGCCGGAGCCCGCGGACGAUGAAUAUUUGAACCUUGAUAUUGACGCUAUUCUUUUCCGUACCGAUAUGCCCAACCUACCACCGGAAGAGGCGCUCGUGAAUUUCCAACGAAAUGCAGAAAACUUGGUUCGCCAAUUACAAAAAGCCUACAAGCAACGUACAUUCGCCCUGCACCAAGCACUCGCUGAGAAAAUUGAGCAAAAAGAGGAGCUCGAGGAGACCCAGUCAAGAUUUCAAAAUAUGAAAUCCCAGCUAGAUGGGAUGGCCGCCAAAGUAUUCGAGCAAGAAAAUGAAAUGAAAGCUCUGGUUGAAGAGCUAAAUAUAGAGCGACAGAAGCGGAAACAGGAAGAUGAAGCGCGACGGCGAAGCAUUGUGCCUGUUAGAAAGCUCGAUGAGGUUCCUGACCCGGCCGGAAUACAAAUUAGCCCUACCAAGAAACACUCUAAAUCCUCGAGCGGUGCUUCGAUUAUGAUUGAUUCUGGAUUCGAAUCCGCAGACGAAAGUAUUUCGGAGAGUAUUUUCUCUAAAGGAACGGACGAUACCGCUCCGACAAGACCAGCCUCCAUCAUAUCCACAACUCUUGACGUGCCGUCUCCUUCGACCUAUCAGCCAUCUCCGCUAAAACCUCGACCUCUUUCCCCAUCGAGGCCCUCAGCCUAUGAUAGGGUCCUCAAGGGCAUAUCCGCAGCCGGCUCUUCUCUCAGCACCCUGACUUCUUCCCGGUGUCCCAACUGCCAAGGAGGUAGAUCGUCGGAUCCUGGUCAUGUUGCUACUAUACUGCAAGAGGAGAACCGCGUCCUAAAGUCACGAAUCACCGAACUUGAGACUGCUAUUGAAGAGUGUAUUACUCUUGUUGGGGGAUGA